This is a messenger RNA of Dibothriocephalus latus, 222 nucleotides long. Lineage: Eukaryota; Metazoa; Platyhelminthes; Cestoda; Diphyllobothriidea; Diphyllobothriidae. The record is from the annotation of a GenBank genome assembly.
UUGUUUCUUACAGAUGAUCUACGUCGCGUGGCACGACAGGCGGAAGAGGCAGCAGACCCGAGCGUAAAGGGUCCAGCUCCGUUUGGACCAACCAAGUACAAACCCGGGAUUGUAGGACCACAGGGAGAGCGUGGACCUCCCGGCCCUCCCGGGCCCGAUGGUGAAAUGGGUCCCCCGGGUCCUGCUGGUCCUGCCGGCCGUGCUGGAGAUGCCGGAACUGAC